AUGAGUUCUUACGUGGGCAGCUCGCUGUACAAGCAGAGCCCCCCCGCUGCCGCCUAUGCCAUGCAAAGUUAUGGAAAUUAUGGAAGUGUGGCGGAGGUUCAGCCCUCCAGGUACUGCUACGCUGGCUUGGACCUAAGCACCCCGCUGGCACCCGCGGGGGCUUCCAGCUCUCUGCACCCUCUGGACAUGGCUUCAAGCCCCCCCGAGCGACCUCCGUGCACGGUGCUGGGCUCUCCGGGGCAUCCUUUAUCCCGAGAGGAACCUUUAAACCCGGGGAUUUACAGGCAGAAGAGUAACACGGCGCUGGAGGAGCGAGCUAAGAGCACGGGCGACAUCAAAACGGAACCCGUGCCAACGAGCCAAGCGGGAGGACCCCAACUGCAGCAGCAGCAACAACCUCCACCAAUUUACCCGUGGAUGACCAAACUGCACAUGAGCCAUGAAACAGAUGGCAAACGCUCCCGAACCAGCUACACUCGCUACCAAACUCUGGAACUCGAAAAAGAAUUUCAUUUUAACAGAUAUCUCACCCGGCGGAGGCGCAUUGAAAUAGCCAAUAACCUGUGCUUAAAUGAAAGACAAAUCAAAAUCUGGUUCCAAAAUCGGAGGAUGAAGUGGAAGAAAGAUUCCAAAUUAAAAAACAAAGAGGCUCUUUAA
Messenger RNA from Tinamus guttatus (white-throated tinamou), 657 nucleotides. It is a transcript of the gene HOXC5, whose product is annotated as homeobox C5. Gene Ontology annotation, biological process: anterior/posterior pattern specification; positive regulation of transcription by RNA polymerase II; embryonic skeletal system morphogenesis. The record is from RefSeq and is a predicted model, not a curated record. Lineage: Eukaryota; Metazoa; Chordata; Aves; Tinamiformes; Tinamidae. Gene Ontology annotation, molecular function: DNA-binding transcription factor activity, RNA polymerase II-specific; RNA polymerase II cis-regulatory region sequence-specific DNA binding. Gene Ontology annotation, cellular component: nucleoplasm; nucleus.